UGUCCCUCUUUCCGGUUGACGUUACCGCGCCUGCACGUUCUAUUUUUUUUUUUUUUUUCGUCUUCCCGCGGUAGGCAAGCACAACCGCUGCCCGGCGCGCUUUGCAGACACCGCUAAAAAACAUCCCAUCCUACCUGUGUCCGAGCUGCCGUGCGGUCGGCGUCUACCAUGCUCGCAAUGGGCGUCGGAAACCUUUACGCACAAUGGAUACUGGCGAUAUUGCUGUUCGCCGCCUCGACCGACGCGUCGGAUUCCACCCGACUAUGCAACGUGACGCAAGUCCACGAGUGCUACAACGGCAUCCUCACAAGGUUUCUCAACGAGUUCACACGUGGACCACUCAACGCGAGCAAACUGGAGACCCUGUGCAAGGAAUAUGACGUUGAGUCAUUGUGCAACAAGGACCUACAGCCUUGUUCCGACACUCACCCUGCGUUGGUAGACAUGGAGAAACUGUACAAUGCAAUAUACGAAGACGCCUGCAACGACACGAACUUCAAACUGCUCAAAUCAUUUGUGCCAAUGGGCAGGUGCGCUCCACUUCCACUGAUCGAGACUUGUCUGCGAGAGAAGAUGAAGGAGUUUCAAAUGUCCAUAGAUGACGCCAAGAGCAGUUGCAAUGAUCUUGGAGCCGCGCUCACCAGCUGUCUCAUUGAGCCAGGACCGUCGUGCUUGAAGAAUCGAAAACGUCCUACGUACGCUAAGAAAACAGUGAAGGCCCUGGUGGAGAGCACGGGCUGCAACCCCAACGACGGGAACCCGUUUGUGCAAGGCGAACAGCGACCGCCGACAAAACCCAAUGGUGAUGGAAACACGUGCUCGUACAAGCAACUCAAGCGAUGCCAUGAAAAACAGAUCAACGACAUCCGGACGACAAUGUCGAGAAUCCUCGACAAAGGGCUGCUACCCGACGACGACUUCAGCGGGGCGAUAUGCAGAAGGAAACGAGAGACCUGCUACCAGCACAACAAAAUAGAACCCUGCCCCGAGCAUGAGAGAGACGCCAUUCGGAGGCUGGAGGAGUCCAUGAACAAGGCGCAGCAACUGCUCUGCCAAGACGACAGGUCUCUCUUAAAGAACCUUCUGCUCACCUACAAAUGGUGGAAAGUUGAUGACUUCAUAAGGUGCUCAACUAAUGUGCAAGUAAACUACAUCACGGAUUACCUGUAUGCAACAGCAAGGCUCCACAAUGACUGCAGUAUGCUGAGGACCCGGCUGUCUCGCUGCCUGAACGACAGCUACAGUUCUGCCGACCAGGCCGACCCCAAGCCCGACGUUGACGGCGCCAGCAAGGUUCUGGCGAUCUUCUUGGACAGAAUGUGGUGCGUGGACGAGCAGGACCUGCCGCUGGGCCUCGGCGGUGACGAAGCGAGUGGCUCAAAGGGCAACGGUGGCGAUGACGACGACGAUCCGACAGACGAGCCUGCGAUCACAGGAACUGAAACAACAACAAUCGAAACCGCCGGCUCUGCGAUCCCCGUAGUGUCCGGAAACCCGGACAAUGGCGUCGCCUCGCAGACAGUUACUAUGUCUGUUCUCGCCGGUUUGGUCUCGGCCGUGCUGCUGUUUCCAGUGUUCUCCUUGUAGAUGGAGCCGCGUGGUAAAUGCACGGGGUACAGUGCUGAUGUCGGACAAACCUCUCACUCCAAAAAGCGAAGCGGACGCAGCUGUAAAAUUUGCUCAGCUUCCUGUAAAAGAAAGAACAUGAAUGGUGACUUCGAAAGGGGAAAAUGACGAUAGAGUCAGUGCAGGGAGCAAAAGGUCCGCGAGUUAUAUUUCAUUUUAGAGACGAACACUAUCACACAUACCAAGGCAGUGACAACCUAUAAAUAAAUCCGUCUGUUUGGUAAAUUCGCUUCCAGUGGCGAGAACAUGUGACCAAAACCAUUUCUUUCAUUCAUUUCAUUGUGAACAUUUUUUUCAAAUAUUUUUAUUUCACGGAACAGUGACCAAUUGCUAUUGGCCUCGUGUACGACCGACGGUGGCGCGGCGAGUGGUGAUCCGGUGACGUCAGCAAAGGCAUCCGCUUCUAGGCUGUUUCGCAUGGCGCGAUUGGGGCGAAAGAAAUCGUUCUGCCGCGCACAUCGCAGAGCGAAUUUCGCUGACAACUUUCACAUGCGUUUGCGGCAGCGCGAUUUCCGUCGCAGCGAUGCGAAAGGUUGCCUCCUGCUCACGAAGUAUCCACGCCUGCAUCGUUAAAUAAAAACAACAUGGAAACUAGUCAAAUAUUCGAAUUUUCUAUUUUUAUUCGAUAAUACAAUAGGUACACCAAUUUUUACGUUUAAAAGGGUUGAGACUUUACGACAGCUUAGAGAUACGGUGAGUGAGGCGCUGCACAACACCGCAAGUAUGAGCGUGCGGCUUGUGUGGCUUCGGUGGGGUGGUACCGUUUAUUACACCACAGUUUCGUUGUUACUAUGGAAUCCACAACUUCUUUUCCUGGAUGAGUAUUUGCUUUCGCAGAAGAACAAGCUACUAUUGAGUAUGCAUGUAUAAGCAGCUGGCGCCAUUUGUAGCGAUCAAGAGGUUGACGAUGGUGGCGAUCAAGUGGCUGGGUGCCUUAUGUUGAAGCGGCGUCCUUCUCCCGACCUGGAUAGCGUGCAGCUUCUCCGUUCAAACGAAUUAUGUAAGCGGAAGAAAAGAAAAAUGUUUAUGAAGCUCCUAAUCCGCAAACGCUGGUGGGUACGCCCUAAACAUGGCUAAAACUGGCGCGCGACAUUGCUCCACAGAGCUACCAACGCGCGGUAAAACAGGAAAGCGCCUAUUUUACCGGCGCUUUGUUUCGUCACACAUUGCCCCUCCCACAUCGUGCCGAUCGGUGCGACUGAGCGAUGGCGCGACCAACUUGUUGGAAUGCAGUCGCGGAGUGCCCACGACGUCGCGGCGGUCGCUGUGCGACAGAAUUCGCUGUGUCGCUGACUGAAAGUCGCGCCAUGUGAAACAGCCUUUUGUCGUCUGCGGCACAGUCGGUGGAAUCACCGCAUUUUCGAUUGCUCGCUCCAGCUUUGAACGCUGGCACAUGAGGCCUGCUGCCCUCAUACAAUGGUCCAUAAUCUUUUCGUACGUGGUUUCAUAAACUACUGCUAAUAAAGGCCAACCGCCAUUGUCGCUUCUUAUCAGUCAUCCAUAAAACCACAACCAUUGCAGCCCAGGAAGCCAAUCAUCGAUUUCGUGACAGAAAUGCGAGACAUCACGCCUCUUCAGCUAAAGUCUAUGCAGCUUUGUAACGUGACCACAACGUAAUAAAGACGAGCGAAACGCACUUUACUAAAAUGCAAUAUUUGCAUUUCGUCCACGAUUCCACUUAUUUUGCUCCUUGCAAUGCAAUCUAUCACUUACGCAAAACAGCAAAAUUUCCGUUAACAAAUGGUAUUAUCGAACACUAACAAGUGCAUACUUAUUAAUUCAUCGCGAAAACAGCGGAAGACACCGAGUUAGAGGGGCACAGAACGAGCGCAGUCUAAGAAAUGAAAUUUAUUGAACAAUAAGCUUGAUAAAGAAAACGCAAAAAAAAGUCUACCAUCGUGCUGUAGGAGCCAAGGGAAACGCCCCAGCUAUUACGCUGAGUGGCACUUCACUGACCGUGUCGCUGAGUAUCUUUGGAACUGUGUUCGCCCCACGUUGCCGACUAGAAGGAAGCAUAACCCCCAGAAGGUGGACGUGCAGAUCCUCGGUGACGUCGCCGUCCCUGACAAGAUACGUCGUGUCGUGAAACUCGGCCCAAAAUUUUUUCCCGAGCCGAAGCUCUCUGCGCUUGUCACAUUGGCCGUGACUCGCUCCAUCUCUCACGGCGUCCCUGAAGCUGAACGAGCUUCGUGCCAAGGGUCACUCGUCUCCGCCGCUUCUCGACUAAACGGUACACCUAGACAUUCUGGAAGUUUGAGUUCGCUUGGGAACUGUUUUUGUCGACAACCAUCUAAGACUGAUCACGUCGGACAAAGAGGGACAUUUUGUUGUGCUCCAGGAGGUCUUUUCCGCGAAAGCUAUGAAGGUGGUUUCGAAGAACUUCUAGCCCGUUCCCUUGAAGUCUAGCUACGUGAAGAAGCAAGCUGUGACUUUUUUGCGUGACUGGGGCUGUGAAACCAUCGCCUCAAUUGUUGAUAGGGAGCAAAAAGACAUUCUUCAGGUUUUGUUUGCCGCUAAAACACAGAAAGUUGAUGUCCCGUUUCGGUGCAUUGUCUCUGAACGCCACACGUGCCAAUAUGUAAUAUCCAGCUACCUGCUGAAGCACCUGUCUGCUCUAGUUAUAAGAGACCCUUUGAGAGUGUCUAAUUCAUGUGAUGGUGUUGAUUUCUUGCUCAAAGAUAACUUAGGUAUUUGCAACGCGGUUAGUCUAGACGCAGAAGAUUUAUUUUAUUCUCUCCCACAUUACCAGUUGACGAUGUCUGUCAACGGUUCCAUCAUUGAGCGCAAUAAUGAAAUCGCCUUUGUUAACAGCAGCUUGGUAACGGUUGAAGCCUUUUUAGAGCUUCUGAGCUUCUAUUUGAAGUCCACGUUUGUAACGUGGGAAGGCGACCUGUUUAUUCAGAUGUCCGGAGUGUGCACUGGCUCCAGAGUGGCACCGAUAUUAAGCGAGAUCUUUUUGAGUGUUCUAGAUCGGCUGGUGAAAUGUGAUGCUCGUUAUCUAGUUUUGAAGAUUUUUCACUAUGUCGAUGAUUUUCUGAUUCUUUUUAGCAGGCAUUGUCCCCCAUUUCACUAUGUCAACCAGUUCAAAGUUUUCAAAGAACGAGCUUUUGGGUUAAAUUUCACUUGCGAAUUGCCGAAAGAUAAUUCAUUGCAGUUUCUCGACCUACGCUUGUUUUUUCAACAAGACCACGUUUGCAGGUCCUCCGCCCUACGUUCCAAAAAGCACUUCUUAGCCAUUCGUCUGCGGAUUCAAAGAUUAUCAAGAAUUCUAUUGUUCGAAAUUCUCUACAUUCCGCCCUAAGGCAGUCUUGCCUACAUAAGUGUUACGAUAGUUUUCAGCAGCAGGUUGUUCGAUUACAUAACGCAGGGUACCCUGUGCAUGUACUAGUGUCGGCGUCCGAGAGACUCAUAAAGAAAUGUAAAUCUCGUCCUGUUGAAACUGACGACAUGGUCACUACGAGUAGUAGUAAAUUUGCUGUCAGGCCACAUGUACAUAGAUUGUCCCAUCGUUUUAAGGAGUGUGCAAAAGGUUCUGACGUGGAUGUUGUUUUUGCGACCAACCGUAAAGUCGGUAAAGCUUGUUCUGCGAUUCAGAGAAAGGCAGGUGGAUCCAACUGUUGUUGGUUUCUCUGUGAAUCAUCGAAAACUCUUCGUUUCCUGCGCCGUAGGUGUAGUCUAUCGAACUCCUCUCCCUUGCGGAAAAGCCUGCAAUGGCCAAACUGCCUCAACGAGCGCCUGCGCUAGCGUAAUGCCUUAAAAUGAACGCCGACCUCUCAUCUCUCAGCCCAUUGCAGAUCCUGUGAGUGCAAACCUUCCUUCGAUAAAACUGAGAUCAUCAGGCACAAAGACAGAAAGGCUCGUGAACUUGCAGAGGACUUCCAUAUAAAAAGGUUGCGCGAUGUUCGUAUAUCUGAGCCGUGUGUCGUUUUGCUGGAUUGGGAAACGAACUUUCUCAGAUAUUAUUUCCACGUGUCUUACAUUUCAUGCGCACGCAGGCAGGUGGUUUUUUAUUUUCGUGCUUUCUUUAUCAAGCGUAUUGUUCAAUAAAUUUCAGUUGUUAGACUGCG
Messenger RNA from Dermacentor andersoni, 5693 nucleotides. RefSeq lists its product as uncharacterized. The record is from RefSeq and is a predicted model, not a curated record. NCBI's taxonomy places the organism in Eukaryota, Metazoa, Arthropoda, Arachnida, Ixodida, Ixodidae.